Molecule: messenger RNA, 8784 nt
Organism: Drosophila pseudoobscura
Lineage: Eukaryota; Metazoa; Arthropoda; Insecta; Diptera; Drosophilidae
Gene: shep
Product: alan shepard
Exons: 12
Coding region: 487-2352 (621 amino acids)
Cellular component (GO): cytoplasm; ribonucleoprotein complex; nucleus
Molecular function (GO): mRNA binding
Source: RefSeq, a predicted model, not a curated record
CAUAUAAUUCCCGUCGCCGUCGGUUGUGAGUGUGUGGUUGCGCUUUCUUUCGUUUUUUGGGCUGCGCAAACUUAUUUUCGCAUUGUAAUUAUUUUGCAUAAAUAUCGCAAUUCGAUUUCCAUUAAAAAAACACUAACAAAAGCUUAGGGCGCAGCGAUUUAUUACGAUCGAAGCAUCAAGAAGUUGGAAGCAGCUACAUAACUGUGAAGUGCAAAGUGCGGGUCUCUCUGUCUUCGUCGUCGCUGUCUCUCUGUUUGUAUGUGCGCGCGCGUGAGUUUGUCGAGUGUAUGAGUGUGUGUGUGUGUGAAUGUUCAAAUAAACGUUGAAAGCAGAACGUGCAACAAGAACUAGCAGCAACAAGAAGCAACAGAGCCGCAGAGCACCAGCUGACGAGAGUUGAAAAUUCCAAUAAAAUCGCUAGUGCGAUUAUCGAAAUUGUAUUUAACGAAUAUAUAGGAACAGAAGUGAAAGAUCAAAGAACUGGCAAUGCAUCCCCGCUAUAGCCCUGGACCGCCGCACCAGCAGCAGCAACAGCAAAUGGGAGGAGGAGGAGGAGGAUCCCACCCACAGCAGGGUGGAGGAGGCGGAGGCGGUGGGGGUCAUAUGAGAGGUGGAGGCCCCUUGAAUUCCCAGCAAUUGCCGCCACAGAUGCCACGAUCACAGAAUUAUUCGAAUGGGAGCUCGUCCAGUGCCGCUGCCGCUGCCGCCGCCGCUGCCGCAUCGUCAACACAGCAGCGCAGCGCAUUCCCAGGCGCACCGCUAACCGCCUCAGCCGUUGCACUUAAAGGCUCCUUGCCACAGCGUCCACCGGCCAUGACGAGCCCAGCCGCUGCUGCUGCCGGCGCUGCUUUGGCCGCCGGCGCCCCCUAUCGCGGCGCCACCAGCUGGACCCCGCAGGGCUAUGCCCCGGCCGCUGCCGCCGCCGCCGCUGCCGUGGCCCAGCAGGCCGCCUACCGCUACACGGCGCCGCUCCCCCAGCCGGCCUAUGCCGCCUAUACGCCGCACACGGCCACCACACCGGCCACAACCACGGUAAGUCAUCUUUACAACCCCAUGGAAUUGCACUUUUGGUACGGCCAGCGUGUGCCAACGGCAGCUUCACCGAGCAACACCAAUUCGAGCAGCUCCUCGAACACCGGCUCCCAGAGCGGCACACUGAGCACCAGCCUGAGCAACACGACGAACACCAACACGAACAUGGGUCCCAACGGCACCGUUCAGAAUCAGAACCAACAGGGCGGCGAGCAGUUGUCGAAGACAAAUCUCUAUAUACGCGGACUGCAGCAAGGCACAACCGACAAGGAUCUAGUUAAUAUGUGUGCACAAUACGGAACCAUUAUAUCAACCAAGGCGAUUUUAGAUAAAACAACAAACAAAUGUAAAGGUUACGGCUUCGUCGACUUCGAGCAGCCAGCCUUCGCCGAGUGCGCCGUCAAGGGACUGCAGGGGAAGGGCGUGCAAGCUCAGAUGGCCAAAGUGGGUAUCUGGGUGCUUCAUAGGCCGGCCAUUCAACAGGAACAGGAUCCCACAAAUUUGUAUAUUGCAAAUUUGCCGCCCCACUUCAAAGAAACUGAUCUGGAGGCAAUGCUAUCGAAAUACGGACAAGUUGUUUCGACCAGAAUAUUGCGUGAUCAGCAGAUGAACUCAAAGGGCGUUGGCUUUGCCCGCAUGGAGAGCCGCGAAAAGUGCGAGCAAAUCAUUCAGAUGUUCAAUGGUAACACAAUACCGGGUGCCAAAGAUCCACUAUUGGUGAAGUUCGCCGAUGGCGGACCCAAAAAGAAGAAUCUCUUCAAGACCCCCGACCCGAAUGCCCGUGCGUGGCGCGAUGUCUCCGCCGAGGGCAUACCCGUCACCUAUGACCCGAGCAUGCAGCAGAACGGAGUCAGCGUCAAUGUGGGCACUCCCAUCGGUGUGCCGUAUUCGCGUUUCGGUGCCCCCCAGGUGGGUGGCUAUCCAGUGGCUGGGUCCCAGUGGAUACCCGGCUACAUGAUGACCCAACCGCUCGCUCAGGUAGACGAUCAGUACAUGCAAAUGGCUGCUGCUCCGCAGUUGGGCGUCACCUCAUACAAGCCGGAGGCCGUCAAUCAGGUGCAACCACGCGGCAUUUCGAUGAUGGUCAGUGGCGACACGGCCGUGCCAUAUGGAACUAUGAUGCCACAGUUGGCCACCCUGCAGAUUGGCAACUCUAACUUUUCUCCAUCGUUACAGUAUAUUAGUCCAACUUAUCCAUAUUAUGCACCACAACCAACUAUUAUACCAACAAUGCCAAUGACAGAUUCCGAACAGGCUAGCACAGCUGCAUCACCCGACGAGGCAUACACACAGUAUCCACAUCAAGCCGCUCCCAAAUAGGUCUUCGCGAGCUAUAAUCUGAUAGUACCCCAUUUGAGUACUAUAUAAAUUGGACGAGUGAGAGAGCAUGCCCCAGAGCAAGAGGAGGAGGAACAUCAAACACUACAACUACAACAACAACAACAGCUGGAGCAUCAGAAGCAGGAGCAGAAGCAGAAGAAGCAGUAGCACAUCGGAUAUAGAAGAUAACCACCACCACCACCACCACCACUUGAACAACCAACAGAUCGAACAUUCAGAAUCAGAUAAAUCAGACAAGAAGACAAGAAAACCAUGAAGUUCACAUAAAAUAAAUGUUUAAAAAUACAGAUACAGAUAAAGAUAAAGAAAACAGAAGAAAUCCCGAAACCGAAAGCUAAGAAUCAGAAUAAUGUUUAAAUAAGUGAGAAAUGGAGGAGAUGAAGUUUAGGAGGUACAUGAUUUGAGAUGCAUGUAGGCAAGCGGAGAAGAAGGAGCAAAGAGCAUAGAGAGAGAAUAGAGAGCAAAGCAGAGCAGAGCAGAGCAAAGCAAAGCAAAGCUUCCAAGCAGAAAAAAAGAGAAUAAGAAAAAGAAAGAAGCGAGUAAAAAGGGAAGAAAGCAAAGACUAAACUUAAAUAAUAGAAAAUAGUUAUACACUAAAUGAAAACAGCAAGGAUCCGCACAGAGAAAACGGAAGCAGAAAGAGAAACAGCAAAGAUGCUUAACAACAGAAGGGAAAAUCAGAAAAUCAACAACAAGAACAACAAACGAUAGGCAGUCGAAAAUAUUUACAAAAAGAGAACUGCUAAAAAACAGGAAGAUAAAAUAAAUAAAGAAAGAAAGGGGGAAAUUGAAGGAAAGUAAAGAAAUGAAAAAAAGAGAGUAGAGGAAAGGAAACGAAAAGAAAGUCAAACGGGGGGAAAAGUUAAGUAAUGGAUAACUUGAGGAACAUCUGCAAGGAAAUCCAAUAGCAGUCGGAGCUCUAGUUAAGAUCUAGUUUCGUUAAGUGAGGGAAAAAGAUAAGGAAAAGCAAAAGGAAAACUGCAUGGCGAACGAUCCCCCACUAGAGGAUCGACGUGAAAGAGAAAGAGGAUGUAAAAAUAGAAAAAGAAAGAAUACAAAAAUAUAUAACUAUUUUGCUAAUUUUGAGCUAGCAAAACAAAACCUAAGCAGACAGAAAUUUGUGAAGUGAAAUGAUGAAAAGCGAAAGAAACCGAAACCCGAAACUAAACAAAAAAAAAUUAAUAUGUGUGCAAUGUAUGUUAAAAAAAAAGAGUAAAGAGUAAACGAAGAAGAGGAGAAAAUAAACAACAAACAAACCCCCAAAAACACUUUGAUGAUGAAAACAAAAACAAACAAAAAACAAAAACCUAAAUCUUAAGUCGAACUUCAGCAAAAUCUAGAGAAAAAGAAACACGAAGAAAGCGAAAGCGAAAGUAUAAGAAAAAGAAAAAAGAAGAACAAUUUUUUUUUGUACCUUAUAGGCAACAUUUUCUUUGUUUUUGUGGCCUUCUAUAAUGAAGAGUAGGGGGAGGCAAUCCCCCACCUAUGUUUUGUUCUGUUGGUCUAAUUUGUAAUAUUUAUUUUGUAUUUUGUUGAACAGUGUUGAACAGCACAAAGCAGAAGCAGAAGAAGAAAGAUAAAGAUAGAGAGAGCAGCAGAAGCAGAAAGCGUAGAUAGCGACAAAAACAUGGGAAGAUCUUCGGUUUCUUCUCCCCCAUUUCCUCGAAUGAAAAUGCAAAUUGUAUAAAGCAAAGAUCCAAAAACAAAACAAAACGAAAAGAAAAUGAACAUGAAAAUGAAAAAACAUGUCUAUCUCCCUUUUUGACGUUAAUUUUUUUUUUUUGUGCUAUCCAAGCAGUCAAAGGAGAAGACGAAACAUAACUUUAAAUGAAAAACAAAAAGAGAGGAUGAAAAAGAUUCCCCCCAAGUGGGGCGAACACUAGUUUAAGACUUAGCGAAAAAAACAAAAAGUAAAACUAAAAAAAAAACCUAAAGAACAUAAGAAAAAAUUGCAGUAAGCAGCAGAUUCAGUAGCUCUAGAGAUCUAAAAACAAUGGAGAAUAAGCGAAGCGACAGCGAAGGAUACCGAUGGAAGUGCGAGUGGAAGUACGAGUAGAUGUAGAAGUAGAAGUGAAAGAGAAAGUGAAGAAGAAGAAGAAUGGAUAAAGAGGAGGAAGAGAAAAGAAAAUCUUGUACUAGUUUUUAGCAUAUUUUUUGUGCUCAUCAGUCGAUUUAAUGAAUGAAUUUUUUGUAGCUGUCUACAGUUUUUUACGUUUAACUGUUUUUUAGACAUAUUACUAAAGGUAAAAACCAAGUUAGAUAUAGUAUUUUUUUUCUGCAAAAUGCAAGAGAAUAAAAGAAAACGGAUGGAGGAGAUAAACGGAUGAUUAGGAGGAAAGGAAACCAAGAGGCAAACACUUUAUAAAAGGGAACGUAGCGAAAACCAACCAACAGAACACACACAAAAAGUAGCAAAAAACAAAAAAAAACAAAAACAUAAAACAAAAAACAUGGAAAAUAAAUUGGAAAUUGUAGCACUGUAGUUUAGCUUUUGUGAAAGAGGAAGGGAAGAGCGAAAAGAUAGAGAAGAAAGUGAAGGGAAAACCGAAAGGCAAAACGAUAGAACGGGAUAAUGUUGGAGUGAAGUUUUUUUUUUUGAAGAGUUAGCCAGAGUUAGGAUCAACAGCCGAAAGAAGAGAAGCAGAGCAGAUAUAAUAAAAAAUAAGAUUAAUGUUUAAAGAAGAAAAACAAAAAAAAAAUAAGAAGCAGCAGUAAGAAAGAAGAACUACGUUUAGUGAAACUUAGUUGAUAAGCGAGGAUUUCUUUAGUCUUGUAAGCGUCUCUUAAGUAGAGUUUGGAGAAUGUAGAAUGUAGAAUGGAGGUUGGAGAUUGGACAAUGGAGAAGCAAGUUUAGAAUUGAAAUUGAACACUUUUUCAGAGCCUAGCCUAUAUUUAUUUUCUUGACACAGACACACACUUAAACACACACACAAACACAGACAUAGACGCAGACGCAGACAGACAUCCAUUGUAUUUGUGAUUUUUUCGAAUUUUAAAAAAAGAGAAACAGGAACGAAGGAUGUGAGUGCGCGGAUCCAAAUGGAGUGAGAGGAAUAGACAGAUCUGGGACAGGAUUGCCAACUUGCAUUCGGACACACACACACACACACCCAUAGAGGACGCAUAGGGGACACCACUGACUGACACACUCACAGAGAAAACAACAUUCCUGAGCAAAGUCUUUGAAUUGAUUUGAUUUGAUUUUCGUAUAUGAUGUGUAUGGGGACUGGGACUGCCAACACGAUAUCUCGGUUUAGAGCUGUCAGGUCGCAUCAGCCACAAGAUCAUCUGCAUAUAUAUCCACAUAUUAUAUAGACAUAACAUACAUACUAUAUACAAAAAGUAAGAAACACAACGCCAAAAGUCUUCCUAAGCCCAAAACCAAAACCUCAACAAAAUAUGCAAAUGUUAUUCUUGUUUUCUUCUUACUACUUACUCGUAUGAUUAAUUUGCUUUAGACUGACUACGAACUAAAAUUUAAACAAAUUAAAAAUAAAAACAAAUGCAGGAUGGACACACACGGACACACACACACACACACACACAGACAUACAUAAAUAUGUAGCUCUUAAUGCAGGCAUCGGAAAAAGUUUCUAGAGGGAGAGGGAGAAAGUGAGGGAUCACGGGAAAUAUUUUGCCAAAACAUUCCAAAAGCAAAGCAAUGAAAAUGAAAAUGAGAAAAUUCUUGGGGGAGGAUGCCUGCAUUUCUUGUCAUCGGCAGAAGAAUCACAAAUACAAUAGCAAACGAAAUCGAACUAAAAUAUGUAUGUUUGUAACUUUUUUCAAUUUUCCACACACUCACACACACGCAUACUCGAACUCUCUCACACACACACACACACACAACACACACAAAGUGCAAUUUUUUUCUAUAGUUUUUAUUGAUUUUUUUUGUUUUUUUUUGUCGUUAGCAGCAAACAACUUAAGCAAAUUGAAAAAGCAUUAAACUCUAAGUUAUUUAUAAAUCGAUGAAGGAAAUGCGAUGAGGGAUCCAUCCCUCCCUGGGAAGGCAGAAAUGAAAUGUAUGUUUUAGGCAAAGAACAGAGGAGAAAAGAAGAGAACGAGUCGAAGGAACGGAGGAGCGUAAACUAGUAUAUAAGAUCAAAGCAUUAGCGAGUAAGUUUAGCGAACCUAAGUACAGUGUUGACAGGCGCGAAUGAACGGAAGACAGCGGAGCGAAGCGAUAAAGAAGAAGAGUGUCGACGAGGUAGGACAUAUAAUUUUUAGAGGGUAGUCAAAAAAAAGAGGAGUCGCGACAGGCGCCCCAUUAGCUUGGUUAGUUGGAGAGCGAUGACCGACACACACAUCCACACACACCACACACCACACACACACACACACAUGUAGCAAGUUGUAGUUUUUGUGUAGUUAGAGAGAGAGAGAGCUAGCGAGCGUUAGAGCAGUGUUGGUAAACGCCGCGCUGCGCCGUGCCGCACAGUUUGAGGUUAGGUUUAAUUUUUGGAAAAGGAGGAAAGUAAAGCAAGAAAGCAAGAGCAUGGGUAAACAAUAAAAUCAAUCGACGAGAGCGGAUAAGGAGAAGGAGUAGUGUUCUAAUCUAAAAGCUAUACUGAUUUCUUUUGUGUAUUCGACAAACUUGAAACUCGUUUGUGUUGCGUCUGUAUUUUGUUUUAAUUUAAUACGUUUUACUUUAGUUUUUUAACUAAUUUUAAGUAGUUAAUUUAUUAUUUGUCUUAAAAUCGCAGAGACCCCAUUCAAGAUACAAGAUUGCUUGGGUUUCUCGCCAACCCAAACCCCACCCCCUUCCCCCACCACCCCAUUGAAGACCUCUCGCUGGCAGAGGAGCGAACCGAUUUAAUUUGAUGCGAGUGUUGAAGUAAUUUUUAAAAUGCAAAAAAAUGUCUAGUGCGUAAAAUUGAAAACUAAACACAACAAAAAUUUCAAUAAAAACCUUAAAAAAAAACAAAAGACCUACGUAAAUAGGUUGCGGUUUUUAUGUGUUUUUUUAUCGGCGUUUUUCCGUUUCUGCUUCCGUUUUGUUUGUCUUCGAUGUGAUUUCGUAGUAGUUAAAUGUUUGCUAUGUGGCUAAAUGGCCCGCACCCCACUUACUACACCCCCCACAUAUGUACCCACAUCCCGCACCCAAUAGUUUCCAAGUAAAAAAUUAAUUAAAUUUAAUUAAUUAAACUGUAUUGAAUUGAAUUGAAUUGUGUUUUAAGCAGGAGAAGAGGAUGCACACUUAGUCGUCUUAGUCGUUGUUUAGGGGCGGAGCAGAGGCGUGCGAGGAGCAUGGAGAGGAGGAGAGGCGAGGAUGAGAAUAAAUAAACAUUUUUUAAUUAAGCCAAUUUAAGGAAAUGAUGAAUAUAUAUUUUUUUGAAACUUUUUUGACAAAACCAAGAAUAUAAACGAAACGAAACAAAAAGAGAAGGGAGAAAAACCAAAUGAAAAUACAUAAAAGUAAAAGUACUCGUCAAAGGCAGCAAGCAAGGCAGCAGGAAAGACACGACCGAAAGCUAGGCAAAGGAAACAAGCUCAUUAAUUUUAAACAAACACACAUACAUAAAACAAAAGUUUCGAUAGGAGGAUGAAGACGGAGAGGGAUAGGAAGAGGGAAGCGCGCAAACGAGUCGUCGCGAACCGAACCUAACCGAACCGCAGUGGGAGAGGGAGAAGGAGCAGGAGGCAAAGGAAUGGAACAAAACACGACGACAAAGGCGUAAACUAACUUUAAGUAAGCGUAAAAUGCAAGCAGCUAAUUAAACUUAGAACAGAAUACUUAAAUGAGAGUAAUGUACAUUUCGCUUGUUGCUAUUUUUAAGUUUUAAAUCAAAGUCUUUUAAAGAACUUUAUUAAUUUUUUUUUCUUAUUAACAAUGAUAAAACCCAAAACCAAAAACCACAAAAAAAUUAAGCAUAGCAAAUGCGCAAAAAUAAAACAAAAAAAAAACUAUAUCUCUCUUUGUAACUCUCCAGGAAAAUAAAAAGAAACCAAACAAAAACUGAGGGAAGAACGAACGAAAAACGAAAACAUGAAGAAGAAUCCUUUUCAACUCUCUGUGUAUUUUUUAAGGUAUUAUUUUUUGCAUCAAUGUGACGCUUUUAAGCAUUUUUUAUAUGGCAAAAGAAUUGUAUCUAAAACUCUAAUAAAAGCUAAAGAAAACCUAAGGACAAAUGACAACAAGAAAAAUGCGAAAAUGCGAAACUGCGACAUCUUUGCUACAACUUUCAAAUUUAUACGCGUACUUUUUGUGCCCUCAACUUGAAUGCAAAAAACCAUACAUUGAAAAACUGAUUUGGAGAUCAAGAGAUACAGUUAAAAAGGAACUAAAAGAAAACAAAAACAAAACAAAAAAAAAACAGAUUAAAUAAAGAGAAAUUAGUUUAAGCAUAACAUUUUGCAGCUUUUGUGCUUAUUUCGCUUAAGAAAAGUAAGACUAGUUGAACAAAAAAAAAA